Messenger RNA from Labrus bergylta (ballan wrasse), 3411 nucleotides. It is a transcript of the gene copb2, whose product is annotated as COPI coat complex subunit beta 2. Gene Ontology annotation, molecular function: structural molecule activity; protein binding. The record is from RefSeq and is a predicted model, not a curated record. Lineage: Eukaryota; Metazoa; Chordata; Actinopteri; Labriformes; Labridae. Gene Ontology annotation, cellular component: COPI vesicle coat. Gene Ontology annotation, biological process: retrograde vesicle-mediated transport, Golgi to endoplasmic reticulum; intra-Golgi vesicle-mediated transport; endoplasmic reticulum to Golgi vesicle-mediated transport.
UGUCACGUCACCACUCCCGAGCGCAGCUAUCGCGAGAUUGAGUAUCAGGAACUUCCACGUCAGUAUCAUCCAGUGCUCUGUUCACUGAAGUCGGAACGUUUGGACAACACAUCGUAUUUAUCGGGUUUUAUUGCGACAACACGGGGAUUAAUCAUGCCUCUGAGGCUGGAUAUCAAGCGGAGGUUGACAGCCAGGUCGGACCGAGUGAAGAGUGUGGAUCUUCACCCGACAGAGUCAUGGAUGCUGGCCAGUCUUUACAACGGAAGUGUGUGUGUUUGGAACCAUGAAACACAGACUCUUGUCAAGACCUUUGAAGUGUGUGACCUCCCUGUCAGAGCCUCUAAGUUUGUGGCUAGGAAGAACUGGGUCAUCACCGGAGCAGAUGACAUGCAGAUCCGUGUGUUUAAUUACAACACCUUGGAGCGGGUUCACAUGUUUGAGGCCCACUCAGAUUACAUCCGCUGCAUUGCAGUCCAUCCUACCCAGCCCUACAUCCUCACCAGCAGUGAUGACAUGUUGAUCAAGCUAUGGGACUGGGAGAAGAAGUGGUCAUGCAGCCAGGUGUUUGAGGGUCACACUCACUAUGUCAUGCAAAUAGUUAUCAACCCCAAGGACAACAACCAGUUUGCCAGUGCCUCCCUGGACAGGACUAUUAAGGUCUGGCAGCUAGGCUCUUCAUCUCCCAAUUUCACUUUGGAGGGCCAUGAGAAAGGAGUCAAUUGUAUUGAUUACUACAGCGGAGGGGACAAGCCUUACCUCAUCUCAGGAGCUGAUGACCGCCAAGUGAAGAUCUGGGACUACCAGAACAAGACCUGUGUGCAGACUCUGGAGGGCCACGCCCAAAACGUAUCUUGUGUCAGCUUCCACCCAGAGCUACCCAUCAUCAUCACCGGAUCAGAAGAUGGUACUGUGCGUAUCUGGCACUCAAGCACUUACCGCCUGGAGAGCACCCUGAACUAUGGCAUGGAGAGAGUGUGGUGUGUGUCUGGCCUCAGGGGCUCCAACAAUGUAGCACUGGGCUAUGAUGAAGGAAGCAUCAUUAUCAAGGUGGGUCGAGAGGAGCCAGCCAUGUCUAUGGACACUAAUGGAAAAAUAAUCUGGGCUAAACACAGUGAAAUACAGCAAGCCAACCUGAAAGCCAUGGGUGACGCUGAGAUCAAGGAUGGAGAGAGGUUGCCAUUGGCUGUCAAAGACAUGGGCAGCUGUGAGAUCUACCCCCAAACCAUCCAACAUAACCCAAAUGGAAGGUUUGUUGUUGUGUGCGGAGAUGGAGAGUAUAUCAUCUAUACUGCCAUGGCUUUGAGGAACAAGAGCUUCGGCUCAGCACAGGAGUUUGUCUGGGCUCAUGACUCAUCUGAGUAUGCUAUCAGAGAAAGCAGCAGUAUUGUCAAAAUCUUCAAAAAUUUCAAAGAAAAGAAAUCUUUCAAGCCGGACUUUGGAGCUGAAGGGAUCUAUGGAGGUUUCUUGCUUGGAGUGAGAUCAGUCAAUGGCCUUGCAUUUUAUGACUGGGAGAAUACAGAGCUGAUCCGCCGUAUCGAGAUCCAACCCAAACACAUCUUCUGGUCAGACUCUGGUGAACUUGUCUGCAUCGCUACAGAGGAAUCCUUUUUCAUUUUGCGUUACAUGGCAGAUAAAGUAGCUGCCUCUCAAGAAAACAAUGAAGGAGUGACUGAGGAUGGUAUUGAAGAUGCCUUUGAGGUCCAGGGAGAGAUCCAGGAGAUUGUAAAGACCGGACUCUGGGUGGGAGACUGCUUCAUCUACACCAGCUCUGUGAACCGGCUCAACUACUUUGUAGGAGGAGAGAUUGUUACUAUCGCUCACCUGGACAGAACCAUGUACCUGCUGGGUUAUAUACCCAAAGAUGACCGUCUGUAUCUGGGAGACAAGGAGCUCAACAUUGUCAGCUACUCCCUGCUGGUCUCUGUCCUGGAGUACCAGACAGCCGUCAUGAGGAGGGACUUUGGAAUGGCUGACAAGGUGCUACCCACUAUUCCCAAGGAGCAGCGAACCAGGGUGGCCCAUUUCCUUGAGAAACAGGGUUUCAAGCAGCAGGCGCUGGCUGUGUCCACUGACCCAGAACACAGGUUUGAGCUGGCAUUACAACUGGGAGAAUUGAAGAUUGCUUAUCAACUGGCUGUAGAGGCAGAGUCUGAGCAGAAGUGGAAGCAGUUAGCAGAGCUGGCUAUCAGUAAGUGCCAAUUUGGUCUGGCCCAGGAGUGCCUGCACCAUGCCCAGGACUAUGGUGGCCUGCUCCUCCUUGCCACGGCCUCUGGUAACGCCACUAUGGUGGGCAAGCUGGCUGAAGGGGCAGAGAAGGACGGCAAGAACAACGUGGCCUUCAUGACCUACUUCCUGCAGGGAAAACUGGAUCAAUGUUUGGAGCUCCUGAUCAGGACAAACCGACUACCUGAAGCAGCCUUCCUAGCUCGCACUUAUCUGCCCAGUCAGGUGUCCCGUGUGGUCAAACUGUGGAGGGAGAACCUGGCAAAGGUUAACCAGAAGGCGGCAGAGUCCCUAGCAGACCCUACAGAGUAUGAGAAUCUAUUCCCCGGGCUGAAAGAAGCCUUUGCAGCUGAGCAUUACCUCAGAGAGAGCUGCUUGGGUACCACCAGGCCCGCCAAAGAUUAUCCUCUUGUCACACUCAAUGAAGACAGGAAUAUUCUUGAAGAGGCUCAGGGAUAUGAGCCCAAAGGAAUCUUCAUUCCUCAUGUCACCAAGACUCAAGAUAGUGAGGAAUCAGUGGCAGCAGCUACUGUUGCUGCAGCAGCAGCUGUGACGUUUGCACAGCCUCAACCUGCUGCUGCCCCAGCAGUGGGCAGAGAAGAGGAGGAGGAGGAGGAAGAAGAGGAGGAGGAAGAAGAGGAAGAACAGGAGGAAGUCGCUGAAUUCUCACAGUCAAAAGAAAAGACUCUGGACGAGCUGGAGGUUGACUUGGACAACAUGGAGCUGGAUGACAUUGAUACAACAGACGUUAACCUGGAUGAUGACUUUCUAGAUGACUGAGAUCUGCCUGACCACUCUGCAUCUGCUCCCAAGCACUAUUCAGAGCUUAUUUAAAAACAAAGAGAAAGAGACCAAACUCCCUUUUCCCCUUUUUUGUAUUUGUAUCUUAUUAAUAUUAUGUUGUCAUGUCAACCUAUUGCAGAGACACGGUUCAAGUAGAAGAUGAUUAUAUUAAAGAUGAUGAUGAUGAUGGUGGUGAUAUGAGAAAUGUUUUAUUCUGUUAAGAAAAGUAGAUACUUCAUGUCUAUUUCAGACUCCCCAUUUUGUACACCAUUUAUUGAUUGUUUGAGAUACUUCACUAACUAUCCAUUAAGCAAUACAUUGUAUUUACUCUCUGCUUUGUGUUGUCUGUACUGGCAAAUCAAAAAUUCAUUCUGUCCAAUAAACUGCGGUAGCUGUACAUAUUCA